ACAACAGAAACAUGGAUGAAUUUGUUUUGCUUUUUGGAUUCUGAAACAGAAACUUGAAAAUGCCUGGAUUAAUAGCAUUUGGGAGGAAAUGGGGAAUAGGAUCAGAUGACUUUGUUUUCCCAGGAAUUUUAGAAAUAUUUUGUAGAGUGAUUUGGUUGAUAUUUAUGUCAGUUGUGUAUAACCUGCACCAAGAUGCCUUUAUUAGAUGUACAGAAGGAAGUUAUCUACAGGUCUAUUGUAUUGGAAUUCUUGUCAUAAUGUGUGUGUGUAUAAUCAGUACGUGUAUAAGUGUGUUUAUCAGCUCCCGUGGAUCUAUAAUGAAUGCUCAGCCUAGGAGGAAAUUUGUCAAGAUUCUUUAUGUACGGUCAGUUCUUGCCAUCGUAGAAGUUAUUUGGAAUAUAUUAGGAAGUUAUUGGGCUUUUGGAAUGAAGACUACAUGUGAACAUAGUGUAGAACUAGCUGUUAAAAUCACUGUUAUUGUAUUCUGGGUUCUAGCCGUAACUGUGUUCAUUGCUUUUUUAUUUGUGUUCGGUAUUUUAGGGGGAUCAAAGAAAUCAAAUCAUGAGGGACUAUACAGCAAAGAAAGUGGUGCUUCUUCUUCUGCCAUAAACAAGUGGGAAAAAAGAUGUAAAAUAAUAUGUUGUUGUGUGGCAGGAAGUGAAAAAAAUACUGGUGCAUUUAAUGCUAUCUCACAAAUUCUAGCAGAUUAUUUUAAGGAUGUAGAUCUGGUACCCACUGAUAUUGCUGCUGGUUUGAUACUGGUACAUAAAGACCAAGAAAAACAGAUCAGUGAUCUGCCAUGUAUAUCAUAUGAUACAUUCACAAAUGGAUCAGCCAAUAGAUCCAAUGGACAGGCUUCCACUUCAAUCACAGAAGAAUGUAUAGUAAAACCUAAACCGUGGAUGACAACCAAGAUGAUGUUCCAUUACAUGAGAUAUGCCAGUGCUUCCUAUGGGUGGCCAUUUUAUAUAUUUACAAACUUGUGUACUGGAAUGUGUCAUCUGUGUAAACAUAUGAGGUGCUGUAGUUGUUGUCUUCCAGCGAACCAAGUUUAUUUUGACAACUGUUGUCAGUGUAAUACAGCCACGAUCAAAAGAUUAACAGGAUUGGAUCAGUUUGAUCUGGUUUAUGCAGAUUAUCAUAAUAGGAUAUUUGAAAUACCAUUUUAUGUAGCAAUAGAUAAAGAGAAACAGUCAGUGGUUGUAGCCAUUAGGGGGACUUUAUCACUUAAGGAUGCCAUAACAGAUUUGAGUGCAGACAGUGAAUGUUUAGAGUGUGAGGGACUUAUAGGCUGUGUGGCUCACAAAGGCAUUCUCCAAGCGGCUCAGUAUGUAAAAAGGACAUUAGAGGAGAAACAUAUAUUAGAGGAUGCAUUUGAUAGGGCACAAGGCAGUAAGCUGGUAAUCACAGGACACAGUUUAGGAGCAGGUACAGCAGCUUUACUGGCAGUGUUACUCAAACAAUCUUAUCCUGAUCUAAUCUGUUUUGCUUAUGCUCCACCAGGUGGCCUUCUGAGUUUUGAAGCUAGCCAGGCGAGCCAAGACUACAUAUGUUCUGUUGUGCUAGGAAAAGAUAUGAUAACCAGACUAAGUAUAUGGUCUAUGUAUGAUCUUAAGGAAAAAACAUUAACAGCCAUCAGAAAUUCACAUUCUCCUAAGUUCAGAGUUUUAGCAUCAGGUGCCUGGGAGGUUUUGUGUGGCUGUUUUAUCAGUGAUAGUACAGCAACAGAGAGACUACUUGGUCGAGGUGUCACUAAUAUAGGCAACAAUGAUAUAGAGGAAGCAUUGCAGAAUGUCAGUAUGGCGAGAGAACAAUUGAAAAUUACCCACCCACCAAUGUACCCACCAGGACAGAUAUUACAUGUGUUAGAAGUGGAAGGAGGGAGAGCCUGUUGUGGAACUCCAAGUUUUUACGCUGAAUGGUCGAGAGCAGAAGACUUUGUUAAGGAGAUAAUUCUGUCUCCAGACAUGGUAACAGAUCAUAUCCCUGAUAAUCUAAUGACAGCGUUAGAACAACUAAGUGACAAAGACUUUACACCCAGACGAAGAAAGAGUCUAGAAGAAGUAACUGCAUUAUAACAAGGAUACUAUAGCCUGUAGUACUAUUAGAUUGAUUAGAGCCUUAGGUUAAAAAAUAAUAGGGGCAAAUACUUAUUGGUUUAUGUUUCAAUAUAUGUUUAAAUUCCGACAAAACCCUAAAUUUUUAUAAAGUAUAUAUAUAAAGUUUAUAUUAACAACGAACAAACAUAAUUUAAAUUUAGUUUAUAAAAGCAAAUUUUAGAUUUGUAACUGUCAGUGUAAAAGUUUGUUGUAAGUAAAAACUUUAUCCUUUAGGUUGAAGAAAAACAUCUUAGUAGUGCAUCAUGGGAAGUUUUUUUAGUGAUAUGCUAAAAUGCCAAAAUUGUAAGGUUUUUAAGAAUGUCCAAAUCAAUUUACAAGAAUAGGAGGUAAAUAGUUUUGAUUUGGUCUUAUGAUUCCAUUAUUAUGAUUAUGUAAAGAAAUAAUUUUAUAUUACAAAUCUCAUAGUAUAUAAAUUAUAUUCCAGUCUUCUAGAAUAUAUAACAUUUUCAUCAUAUUGGCAAUGGCAAUGCUUUUUGAAAAAUACUCAUGAUUUUGCAAUAUUAUGCUGUUGGGUACGAGGUUUUAUAAUUCAUGUUAUAUUAAAAUGUAUCAAUCAAAAAAGGGUAUACUAUUCAUAUUUCAUACUAAGAAGCCAUUUUUAAUAUACCUGCAGUGUUAUUGUAGUAAUAGUUUUGCCAUAACUUUUGCUAUAUUCACCCAUCUAUUUGAUGUGAAGUGAAGGAUUUGGGCAUUCUAGUUACCAAAAGUUCAACAGUUGAAUAUGUAUAUUUAAUAGUUAAAAUUGUAUUAAGAGACCACUCAAGGGUUAUAUUGACUAAAGACAUUGAGAAAAACAAUGAAGCUUUGUCCUGUAAUACUUUAGGACAUAAUCAAAUCUUUAUUUCCUUAUAGCCUGAAGAAAUAACCAUACUUUUUCUUUUAUGCCCAUGCCGUAGUAGAGGGGGCGUCAGGUUUAACCCUUGUCCGUCUGUACAUAUGUACAUACGUCCCAAAGUUGGUUUCCAUUCUCUUGCCUUAACCAAAUGUUACCAAACUUAUACUAAAUGCCUAAUAAGUGAAGUUACAUUAACCUCUAUAGAGUUAUGCCCCUUUUCAAAUGAAAAAAAAUGCUGAAAUUAACAUUUCCGUUCUCUAACUAUAGUUUGCCUCAACCAAAUGCUGCGAAACUUAUACACCAUACUAAUAUUACAAUAAACAUAUCUCUUACUGGCACUUCACUGAUUUAUCAAGCAUUUGUGAUUGUGGUAGAAUGUCUAACUGGCACUUCACUUAGAUCUCAUUAUUUACCUUUCUAUGUGAGUCUGUGUGUAUUAUAGUUUUAUUUAUAAUGUUUACCUGUGGACUAUUUAUCUGUAUAAGAUUCUUAAGUUAUUGUUUGCUAUGAGUUUUACCUGAUGCACAAGGCAGUUCACAGAUGUACCUGUAUGAAGUAUAUAUUUUUAAGACUUAUUUGUACGGUACAUGUAUCAUGUUAUCUUGUCAAAGUAUAUAUCAGUGUAAGGCUUGCCUGUUUAUAUAUUUACCUGUAAAAUGUUUAUUGAUAUAAUUGGCUUGAUUUGGUGCUAUGAUUAUAUUUUAUAUUUUUGUUACUCGGUAUUGAAUUUGUAAGUCUUGUGUGUAAUGGUCUAUAAAACUACUUAGGGACUUUUUAUGAUCUGAUUCAUUCCCACAAAUUUGUAAGUUUAUAUAAAAACAAGAAAUAAUCAACAUCAAUAUGAUACCUCCUUUUUACCAUUGCUUUUCAUUGUAGUUUACAUAAAGGGAAGUAACUGAUGUCAGCUCAUAACUUUAUAGUAAAUAAUCAAUCUUAAAUUUAUACCUCCUGCUUACCAUUGUGCUUAACAUGACACAAAGGGUUCAUAAUAAUUAGUAGCAAAGGGAAGUAACUUGUGUCAGUUAUAUUCAGGAAGGUGCUGUAUGACCCUGUAGGUUAUUCAAUUGUAAUUCCAAAAACAUCUUUAACAGUUAAAUUUGGGAGCAUUAUGUCUAACAGGAAUUGAUUCUGAUACGCUUUUCAGUAUAAAAUUGAUAAAAUCUCAGACUUGACGAGACUUCUUGAUAUUUAUUGAGUUUGGUAGUGUCUUACUGAAAAACUAUUAAACUGCUCAAUAAAUUAACCAUAUUAUUAAAAUUGUAAAUAAAUAAAAGUUUUAUCAUUUAGUUAAUAUAUUUUAUAUAAAAUGACCCCAAAAAGUGUGAUUUAUUUGAUGUCAUGUGUUUUAUAAUGGUUUGUAAAUUUGGGAAUGCAUUGGAUGCCAUUUUUUUUAUUACCCCCUUUACAUUCUGUACCCUUGAAUCAAUUAUAAAAAAAAAAUGUAGUGACAGAUUACAAAUCUGGUACAAGGCAUUACCUUAAAACUUAGUUUGAAUGACAUUGUAUUAAAAAUAAAUAAAAGGCUCUCUUAAGUUACAGAGUUGGCAUUUUCAACCUAAAUGAGUAGAAUGGCAAUUUUUGAACCUAAUGUGCUUUGGACAUAUUAUUACCACCAAUUUACCUGGACACAUAUUUAGAAGUUUACAAAGAAAAUGUUAAAACAUUUCUUCUUGAUGACAUUGUGAAACUGGUAGAAAAUUUGGAAAUUGAGAAAUCUCAUUGAAUUUCUAAAGAUCUUGUAAAGGAUAUAUAGCUAUGUUAAAAAUAUCAUUAACUUUUAAGUAAACAAUGCCAUUUAUUUAUACUAUGCUGUUACCUUGCCAUUUAUUAUUACUCCAAAUAUAUUUAACUAUGGGGAUUUUAUAACGUGUUAUACUGCUGACCAAUAAAUAUUAUAUAAAAUGUAUAAAAAAAAUGAUAAAAGUUUUCAAGUGAUAGAAAUAGGAAAACAUAUUUAGGUAGUAUGCUGACCUAUUUGCUUUAUAUUUUGUUGGGUUUCUACCCCUCAUCUCCUUUCAUUAAUGUUUAGAUAGGAGAGUUGUCUCAUUGGCAUUCAUACCACAUCUUCCUACAUCUAGAUAGGACCAAAAUAUUUAUAGUCUACUACUUUAACCACACCAUACCUGAUUUUGUUUUGAUUUAAGGCAGGUUAAUAAAUUGAUGUGACACAGUCAUGUUUUAUGUUAUUUCAAUGUUACUUUUUAGUCCACAUUAGUUGUUAUUGUUAUGUUAUAACUUUAUAUUUGUUAUGAUAUGUGCCAUAUGCUUUGUAUUAAAUACUAGUAUUUUGUGCAUUUGAGUGGGUAAAGAUAAGAACCAAUUCACAAAAAUUGUAAAAAUUAGUUUUGUUAUACCCUCCUAUAUUGAUGGCACUUUACAGACUUAUAAAAAUAUCCAGUUAUUUAUCCUGCUCUUGUUUGUUAUAGGAGAGACCAUCCACUUAUUUAUAUAUUGCACCAAUUUGACAGUAAUAUCUUUAAGCACAAGUCCUCCUGAAUUACAUGAAAUAUUAGUAUUGCAGGGCAGGGGCAUCCUUUUGUUACUCCAAUCAAAGUUUUUGUUAAAUGUUUUAAUUGUUCAUAAUAAAGUUUUUUUUGUUUUGUCAAAAUCCUAUUUGAUGUAAAAUGUGAUGUUUUUUUUUACCCUUUGUCUUAUUCCAGAAUGUACUGACAUAUAAAUCAAAGCUUUACAGCUAUAUUGUGAUAUUUCUUUGUAAUUAAAAGUUUUAAACUAA
This is a messenger RNA of Mytilus trossulus (common blue mussel), 5689 nucleotides long. RefSeq names its product diacylglycerol lipase-beta-like. The transcript is spliced from 13 exons. Gene Ontology annotation, molecular function: triacylglycerol lipase activity. Gene Ontology annotation, cellular component: plasma membrane; cytoplasm. Lineage: Eukaryota; Metazoa; Mollusca; Bivalvia; Mytilida; Mytilidae. Gene Ontology annotation, biological process: diacylglycerol catabolic process; arachidonate metabolic process; neurogenesis. The record is from RefSeq and is a predicted model, not a curated record. Bases 60 to 2078 code for a protein of 672 amino acids.